Messenger RNA from Solea senegalensis (Senegalese sole), 1846 nucleotides. It is a transcript of the gene msx1a, whose product is annotated as muscle segment homeobox 1a. Bases 218 to 1078 code for a protein of 286 amino acids. Gene Ontology annotation, biological process: regulation of transcription by RNA polymerase II; embryonic morphogenesis. The transcript has 2 exons. Gene Ontology annotation, molecular function: RNA polymerase II transcription regulatory region sequence-specific DNA binding; DNA-binding transcription factor activity, RNA polymerase II-specific. Gene Ontology annotation, cellular component: nucleus. Lineage: Eukaryota; Metazoa; Chordata; Actinopteri; Pleuronectiformes; Soleidae. The record is from RefSeq and is a predicted model, not a curated record.
CUUGCGUCUCACAUGGACACGCCCCCUCGCUCCCGAUUGGCUGCCUCCGCCUCCACGCCUGCCUUAUUACAGCCCUUCGCUCCAAUUUGGUCACAUAAACAUGAGGAUACCGUCAUCUUAGGACAUUACGCCGCACUUAGGUUUUUCCAAACUCUUCGCACGAUACCCGCCCGCGAAAGAGUCCGCUUCACCACCCACCAGUGCCAGUGGGACCUGUAUGGCCCCAUCGACCGCCAUGUCAGCUUUGACCGCUGCUUUAAAAACUGAAGAGCUUCCGUCCCGCUCCUCGGCUCUCCUCAGCAGAGGCGAGAUGCAGACCAGCCUGAGUCCCGCGGAGGAGACCGGGAAGCCCAAAGUGGCGAUCCUGCCCUUCAGCGUCGAGGCGCUGAUGGCUGACAGGAAGCCCAGCAGGGAGGUGCCAUCCCCGGACUCACUGCAGUCCCUGGCCGGGACGUCCCAUGUGCUGCACGGGAAGAGCGCACGGAUGAGCUCGUUCGGGAGUCUGGAUACUUCACUUCCUGCUUUACCCAUGAGCUCCUCGUAUUCAAUGGGUGAGAUCAUGAACAUGCCCGAAGACGUGAUGAUUAAACCCGAGAGUCCGGACAGUAAAGAGAGAAGUGCGUGGAUACAGAAUCCUCGGUUUUCUCCCACACCUACAAGAAGAAUGAGUCCUCCCGCGUGCCCUCUGCGAAAACACAAGACCAACAGAAAACCCCGGACCCCGUUCACUACGUCCCAGCUGCUGGCGCUGGAGAGGAAGUUCCGUCAGAAGCAGUACCUCUCCAUCGCAGAGCGCGCAGAGUUCUCCAGCUCCCUAAACCUGACGGAGACCCAGGUUAAGAUCUGGUUUCAGAACAGACGAGCCAAAGCCAAGCGGCUGCAGGAGGCAGAGCUUGAGAAACUGAAAAUGGCAGCAAAGCCGAUGCUGCCGCCAGCUUUCGGGAUUUCCUUUCCCCUCGGUGCGCACGUCCCCGCGUCCUACGCAGGGUCGCACCCGUUCCAGAGGCACUCGCUGCCGGUUUCCCCAGUAGGACUGUACGCCGCGCACGUCGGAUACAGCAUGUACCACCUGGCCUGAUAUGGACGCAGGACACGAAGACUGUACGCUCUGGUUGGACAGGUGAGAUGACACACGCGUGGCCGUGGACUCAGUGUGGUCACCAGGAAACCUCCACGCCCUUCUGAGGACCUUGAAGUUUUAUCCACUUCUUGUGACCUCGCCAGUAAGUUCACACUCUGCAUUUAAAAAAAAAUAAUAAUAAUAAUUUAAAAAAAUCCAGCUUUAGCAGUCAUUUAUUCUUACAUUUAAAGAGAUGUUUUUGUAAAAAGAGGAGUUUUGGAAUACAUUUUAGUGAAAAAGACGAGAAUAAAUGACUUUAAGGUGGAUAUUUUUGCGGUGCAGAGGUGGAAAAACAAACUUAUAUGAUGUGAUGUGUCAUGGACAGUGAAGUAUGGAUAGCGGGCUGUGAGCUGUCAAAAAAGGCCACUCCUCGCCUCUGUUGCUGCUUACAGUCAGGUAAAGGGCUAUUUCACCAACUGUUUGCACCAACACCAAACAGCAAGUGCAAAAAGCAUACUUUUCUACAUGAUUCGGUGCAUUCAUAUCAGCGCGUGUCUGAAUCCAUUGUCUCAUGAAUGCUCUUUGUGAAUCUGGAGAACCACAGCAUUUGUUUUAUUUGUUUUUUUGUUUUGUUUUUUAAAUAACAGCACUGUCUGUUGUCAUAAUGAUUCCCUUUGGAAGGGAUAUGUGUACUGUAAAAUAAUGUAUAUUUGAAGAAUAUCCUCAUUUAUAUUAUGAAUAUAUUUGUGACAUAACUUAAUAAAUUGUUUAUUCUUUUUUCAUGAA